CCCGCGCCCCGCGCCCACCAUGUCCUACCCGCAGGGGUACCUGUACCAGGCGCCCGGCUCGCUGGCGCUCUACUCGUGCCCGGCGUACGGCGCGUCCGCGUUGGCGGCGCCGCGCAGCGAGGAGCUGGCGCGCUCGGCGUCCGGCUCCGCGUUCAGCCCGUACCCCGGCUCGGCGGCCUUCACGGCGCAGGCGGCCACCGGCUUCGGCAGCCCGCUGCAGUACUCGGCCGACGCCGCCGCCGCCGCGGCCGCGGGCUUCCCGUCUUACAUGGGCUCGCCCUACGACACGCACACGACCGGGAUGACCGGCGCCAUCACCUACCACCCCUACGGCAGCGCAGCCUACCCUUACCAGCUCAACGACCCAGCGUACCGCAAGAACGCCACGCGAGACGCCACCGCCACGCUGAAGGCCUGGCUGAACGAGCACCGCAAGAACCCGUACCCCACCAAGGGCGAGAAGAUCAUGCUGGCCAUCAUCACCAAGAUGACCCUCACGCAGGUCUCCACCUGGUUCGCCAACGCGCGCCGGCGCCUCAAGAAGGAGAACAAGAUGACGUGGGCCCCCAGGAACAAAAGCGAGGACGAGGAUGAGGACGAGGGAGACGCUUCGAGAAGCAAGGAGGAGACGCCCGACAAGGCGCAGGAGGGCACCGAGACCUCGGCGGAGGAUGAAGGGAUCAGCCUGCACGUGGACUCGCUCACGGAUCACUCGUGUUCCGCGGAAUCAGACGGCGAGAAGCUGCCGUGCCGCGCCGGGGAUCCGCUGUGCGAAUCGGGCUCAGACUGCAAGGACAAGUUCGAGGACCUGGACGACGACGAGGACGACGACGAGGAGUGCGAGCGCGACCUGGCGCCGCCCAAGCCGGUGACCUCCUCGCCGCUCACCGGCGUCGAGGCGCCGCUGCUGAGCCCCGCGUCCGAAGCCGCGCCGCGCUGCGGUGGCAAGACGCCCCUGGGCAGCCGGACGUCGCCGGGCGCGCCGCCGCCCGCCAGCAAGCCCAAGCUGUGGUCGCUGGCCGAGAUCGCCACGUCGGACCUCAAGCAGCCGAGCUUGGGCCCCGGCUGCGCGCCACCGGGGCUGCCGGCCGCCGCCGCUCCCGCCUCGUCCGGGGCGCCCCCGGGAGGCUCGCCCUACUCGGCCUCGCCGCUGCUGGGCCGCCACCUCUACUACACGGCGCCCUUCUACGGCAACUACACAAACUACGGGAACUUGAACGCGGCGCUGCAGGGCCAGGGCCUGCUGCGGUACAACGCGGCGGCCACCGCUCCGGGCGACCCGAUGCACGGCGCGCCCAAGGCGGCCAGCGACGCGGGCAAGGCGGGCUCGCACCCGCUGGAGCCCCACUACCGGCCGGCGGGCGGCGGCUACGAGCCCAAGAAAGAUGCCAGCGAGGGCUGUGCAGUGGUUGGUACAGGCGUCCAGUCCUACCUAUAGGAAGGGCCAAGCUCUGCAGUGCAAGUAGGUGUCACAAUUGCUUUGGAAAAAAAAAAAAAAAAAAAAGUCAGGAGGCCUUUCUCCCUUCCCAAGUCAUAAGUACACAGAUACAAAACCCAGAUGUGUACGCUCGGACCACAUCUUGUGCCACUGUGUAAGAAGGAUGCACACCGCACUGCCAACCCACAGACUCUUAAGGACCGGACACACGUUGGGCAUAUGUGAAUUUGCUGGCGUAGUAUAGAUUCCCUGAUGUUUGUGUGACUUUGAAAACAAUCUGUUUUUUCUCAGGAUAUCUUGAUCACUUCCUUGCCACGGUAUAUAUUCUAUAGGUGUGAUAGGACUUACUGUAAAAUUUAUUUGUAAAGGAUGUACACAGUAGAAAUAAAAUGUGAUCGAAGAACUUGAGUACUCAGAAGUGGAAACAAAUUUGAUAUUUAUUUUUAUAAUGAUAUAAAGCUUCUAGUAAUUUAUGCAAGUUGUAUUGCAAUGAAAUCUAAAACUUUUGUAAAUAAAUUCUGCCUGGUUUUUAUUUGAACAUUGCUGGUUAUACAAUCUUUGUUGGUUGUUUAACAUGAAUUCUCUACUAAUUUAUAUCUAAAAUUGUAAAUAAAAACAGACUAGUCUACAAUAAUAUGGUGUUCAGGGCUCAUUUUUCCUGAAGAGUGAUUUGGAGCCCUAAGUGGUGGCCACCCCCAGGUGAUCUGAGUUCACCUUUUAAAUGAAGAGCCCUUGUGAAAUAAAGUCUCCUUUCUCUGGCUUAUUUAAAAGAAAAUGCAGAUGGGAGAGAGGAAAGUACCUACCAUCCUAGAGUAUUUACAUAUAAAUGUAUUGCAAGACAAUAAUUAAGAUUUUUUUGUUCUCUGAAUAUGCAAAUCCUUGUUAGUGUAAAUUUCUAAAACCUGGAAAAAUAAAAGGAUAUGCCACC
Nannospalax galili (Upper Galilee mountains blind mole rat) is the source of this 2366-nucleotide messenger RNA. It is a transcript of the gene Irx2, whose product is annotated as iroquois homeobox 2. The record is from RefSeq and is a predicted model, not a curated record. Gene Ontology annotation, cellular component: nucleus. Gene Ontology annotation, biological process: neuron differentiation; regulation of transcription by RNA polymerase II; cell development. The transcript has 5 exons. Lineage: Eukaryota; Metazoa; Chordata; Mammalia; Rodentia; Spalacidae. Gene Ontology annotation, molecular function: RNA polymerase II cis-regulatory region sequence-specific DNA binding; DNA-binding transcription factor activity, RNA polymerase II-specific. Bases 20 to 1438 code for a protein of 472 amino acids.